Aethalodelphis obliquidens (Pacific white-sided dolphin) is the source of this 6338-nucleotide messenger RNA. RefSeq names its product scaffolding CK1 anchoring protein B (gene SACK1B). Gene Ontology annotation, biological process: signal transduction. Bases 97 to 3132 code for a protein of 1011 amino acids. Gene Ontology annotation, cellular component: membrane; cytoplasm. The record is from RefSeq and is a predicted model, not a curated record. Lineage: Eukaryota; Metazoa; Chordata; Mammalia; Artiodactyla; Delphinidae. The transcript has 5 exons. Gene Ontology annotation, molecular function: protein kinase binding.
GCGGACUCUCAACCACUGCGCCACCAGGGAAGCCCUAUACCUCUCAUCCCUGCACGAAUGGGCAUUUGAAAGUGCCAUUGUCAAAGGUUUGCAAGCAUGGAGAACUCAUCAAUGCUUUCCUCCUUGAAUGACGAAUGUAAAUUAGACAAUUACAUUGAACCUCACUACAAGGAAUGGUAUCGAGUAGCUGUGGACACACUGAUUGAACAGGGGUUAGAUGCAUACCAAGAAUUUCUUGCCAAGGAACGAGUGUCAGACUUUCUAGCCGAGGAAGAAAUUAAUUAUAUUUUGAAAAAUGUUCAAAAAGUGGCACAAAGCACAGCAUAUGGUACUGAUAAUACCUGCGAUGAUACCUCAUCUUCAGGGACUUACUGGCCCGUUGAGUCUGAUGUGGAAGCUCCAAAUCUUGAAUUGGGCUGGCCAUAUGUGAUGCCUGGACUCGUAAGGGGUACCCAAAUUGACCUCCUCUUUCAUCCACCAAGAGCACAACUAUUUACAAUUAAGGAAACCAUUCGGAAGAUGAUAAAAGAAGCAAGAAAGGUCAUUGCUUUAGUGAUGGAUAUAUUUACAGACGUGGACAUUUUCAAAGAAAUAGUGGAGGCAUCAACUCGAGGGAUAUCUGUGUACAUUCUGCUUGAUGAGUCAAACUUCAAUCAUUUCCUAAGUAUGACUGAGAAACAGGGCUGUCAAGUUCAACGUCUCAGAAAUAUUCGAGUGCGGACAGUAAAAGGCCAAGAUUAUCUUUCCAAAACAGGAGCAAAAUUUCAUGGAAAAAUGGAACAAAAAUUUUUGUUAAUUGACUGCCAGAAAGUUAUGUAUGGUUCCUACAGCUACAUGUGGUCAUUUGAAAAAGCACACCUCAGCAUGGUUCAGAUAAUCACAGGACAACUUGUUGAGUCCUUUGAUGAAGAAUUUAGGACUCUCUAUGCCAGGUCCUCUGUCCCCAGCUCAUUUGCAUGGGAAGAGUCAGCAAGGGUGAAGCACAGCAAAGCACUCUGGGAGAAUGGCAUUUACCAGCAUUCAGUGUCUUCCUUAGCUUCCAUUUCCAGCCAAAGAAACCUUUUUGGUACACAAGACAAAAUUCAUAAACUAGAUUCUAGCUACUUCAAAAACAGAGGGAUAUAUACUCUCAAUGAACGUGACAGAUAUAACAUAAGAAAUCAUGCAUACAGACCUCAUUUUGUUUCCAACUUUAAUGAUCCAAUCCGUCAGCAUCAACACAGUCAGAUAAAUGAAAAUUGGAAGAGGCAUAGUUAUGCUGGGGAACAGCCAGAAACAGCACCAUACCUGCUGCUUCACAGGGCUCUGAAUCGAACCGUUAAUGCUCCCUAUAAUUGGAAAAGGCCUUCAGAUAGUCUCAGUGUGGCAUCCUCAUCACAGGGAGGCUAUGCAGGCCACCAGAACACACCUGCCCAGAGUUUUGCUGACCGACUUGCCCAGAGGAAGACAACAAACCUUCCAGAAAGGAAUUCCAACGUGCGGAAGUCUUUUAACGGGACAGAUAAUCAUGUUCGCUUUUUGCAACAACACAUGCCAAACCUUGAACAUACCACCAAGUCAUUCUUGCGUAACUGGAGAAUUGAAUCCUACUUAAAUGAUCAUUCAGAAGCUUCUUGUGAUUCCAGUGGAUCGGUUCUAGGUGACCGGUUUGAGGGCUACGACGGUCCUGAGAAUUUGAAAGCCAAUACCGUUUAUACUCACUCUCGGCUUCGUUCUUCUUUUGUGUUUAAACCCACUUUACCUGAGCAACAGGAAGUUAACAGUUGUACAACUGAUUCCUCAAAUUCAACAGUCAUUGGUUCCCAGGGAAAUGACACUCCUAAAAAGAUCCCAGACACCCCAACAGGCGCACAGCAUCCGACAGACAAACCCUCACAGGAAUCAACCCCCAAGCUCCCGUUGCAGUCAGAGGCACCAAAAACGCACACCCUACAGGUUCCCGAAAGGAACCUGGCAGUUUUAAUCCCAACUACAAAUGGCCCUACGGACUCAAACAAACAUUUAUGUACAACCUUGUCUGUAAAUAAGCAGACAGAAAACCUAAAGAAUCAAGAAAAUGAGAAUCUGCUUAAAAGGCGAAGUUUCCCAUUCACUGACCACUCAAAAGCCAAUUUAAAUCAUGGAAAUAGUAAGCAUUAUGUGUAUAGUACACUUACCAGGAAUCGAAUUAGACAACCAGAAAAAACUAAAGAGGAUUUGUUAAAAAGUUCUAGAAGUGUUCAUAAUGUGACCCAUGCCAUGGAAGAGGAUGAGGAAGAGGUUACCAAGAGAGACCCUCCAAGUGGCACUGCUAUCAGAUCAAUUUCCAUUGCUGCUUUGCUUGAUGAGAAUAAAGAAGAACCCAACAAAGAACUCACUUCCAAGAAAGAAGUGAAGGGUUCCCCAAGUUUUUUGAAAAAGGGCUCUCUGAAGUUAAGGUCAUUACUUAGCCUUACCCCAGAAAAGAAAGAAAAUCUAUCCAAAAAUAAAGCACCUGCCUUUUAUAGAAUGUGUAGUAGUUCUGACACUUUAGUUUCUGAGGCUGAAGAGAAUCAAAAACAAAAAAAAUCAGAACCCAAAAUUGAUUCAUCUCCUAGAAGAAAACAUUCUUCUUCAUCCAGCUCUCCAGGCAGCAUCCACAAGGGUAAGGAAGAUGUAGCAGUUCGUUCAUCUCAGGGGAUACAUUCUUCAUCUGAUGAAAGUAACAAAACUAUACCUUCUUCAGGUCCAGUUGAAAGCAAGUUCUUGGAAAAAGCAGGAGAUGCCUCUGCCCCGAGAUUCAACACUGAGCAGAUCCAGUACCGAGAUUCGAAGGAGAUUAAAGCAAUUGUUGUUCCUGAAAGAAAACCAGCUUCUUCUCCAAGACCAAAGCCCAAUGAUGAGCUUAUAAGAACUCAUUCAAUUGACCGGCGUGUUUACAGUCGUUUUGAGCCAUUUUGUAGUAUUGAAAGCUCUAUUCAGCCAACAAGCAACAUGCCAAAUACCAGUACACACGACCCAGAAAUGAAAUCCUCAACUAUGGGCAAUAGUUAUGGCAGGUCCAGCCCAAUGCUUAAUUACAACACUGGUGUUUACCACUCAUAUCAGCCAAAUGAAAACAAGUUUCGAGGACUUAUACAGAAGUUUGGAAACUUCAUAAACAAAAAUAAAUGAAAUACUGUAACUACAAAUAGACUUUAAAAUACAAAAUAAAUAUGGCUAUAAAUAUUUGUCCAAAGAACAUUGUAGAUUUUUUUUUGUAAUAUCCUAAUAGAUUUCUAUGGGGGUGGAAUUUUGGGUGUGAAGUAUAUGUUUACCAACUUACUAAUGUAUAGUAAAGUUAUUGUUCUGUGUGAUAAAUUUAGUUGUGCUUAAUUACACUAUAGAUGGAAUGUCCAUAAAUACAUGAUUUUUAAAUGGUAAUAGUAAGACAAAUGUAAUGAAAUUGUUUUCUUCAGACUGAAGAUCUUCUUAAGUCUUAAAUGGAAACUUUGGUGGAGAGAUGGUAUAUGGAUUUUAACCAUUCAUUGCAAAUGCUUUCCUUAUUAAAAUGGAUCAUGGAUCAUAACGCUGUCAAUGGUCCUUUAUAGUACAUCUUUGUGGGGUUUUCAUAACUUCAAAUUAUGAGAAAAUAGGACAAAGCCUUUGUGGUUUUUAAUUACCUUUAAAUUCUAUGAGAUAACUUGUAUUUUAUUAAUGUUUUAUUAACUUUUCUGUGGAACUGGUUGGGCAACAACAGUACAAUUUAAACCAUAUAGCACAGCACAUUUUUUAUUUUAUCUGAGGUGUUUGCAAAGUAUCAACCUCAGGUAGUUCAAGUACACCAUAGAAAUUUAUUUUCAGGAUGUGCUUAUUUCCACUCUGGACAAAGGGAGCCUGUACUGCACUCCACCCAUCAGCUGCUGAACUUUUAUUGUCAUUCUUUCCUUCAAACUUAUAGCAAGCCAACAGGAAUUUGGAAAACCUGAAUUAUUCCUCUCUUUUUUCUAAUACAAAGAAGGUUUUAGAAAUGUAAACUUCUACAUAAAUUUUUAUCUUGGAUUAGUACGACAGUGCUUAGGUGUUUUGCUUGCAAAAGUCUUUGUUCUUUUCUAUACUGUGCCAAAUACACUCUGACUGCAUAGUAUUUUCUUGAGAGAACCCUGAUGAAAAUGAGGAGAAGUGCUAUCUGGCUUGUUUCUUCCAUGACCUUGGGGCCUCAUUGAAAGUUUUAAAUCUUUCUAUAUCUUAAUUUGAUGAUGAUAUGCAGUUCAUAAGAUACACUUUGCCUUUCUUAGAGUAAUGAAAUAAAAGCUCUAUAUCCAUUACAGAGACUUUAACUUGGCUUUAUUUCAUCCACAAAGAACAGAAUUCAAGAAACAAUGCAUCAUUUGAGAAGUGGAAAGUGUUUCUAUGAAACUUUUUUUUUUUCGUUGCCCGACCCGGGAUUGAGCCCAUGCCCCCUGCAGCGGAGUCUUAACCACUGGACCACCAAGGAAAUCCCCUAUGACACUUUAAAUAUAUGGUUUAACACCUUCUAAGUUGCUAUAUGAGGCAGCAUGUUGUUUUCAAAAUUCAAGAUUCAGUCAAAUAUUAAUAUCUACGUCAAUACUAAGUAAUUAAAAUAACGAUAUUGAAAUAUCUAUGUCAUUAAAAAAAAUUUCCACAGUAUUUUAAAACCAUGAUAAGAAACAUGUCAGGAAAAUACAUGACAGCAGCAGAAGAAAACCUAACAUUCAUAGACCAGGUCCUCAGCUAGAAUCUAAAGUCCCCGCGGCACUAUUUUGCAGCUACCAUUGUCCUCAUUAUUUACAGGUGAUAAUUGCGACACUGAGACUCAGAGAAGUAAUGCCCCAAACCACAUCACCAGUGAGUCAUGGUACUAAAGUGUCUAUAACAUUAUCACAUCCUAUUACCUCCCCAAUGUGUUCAACACCUGCCUCACCCAAACUGUUGAGAAUUAAAUGAGAGAACGUUUAUAUUUCCUGACUCAACAACGAUCAGCUAGCAAAGGUUUCGUUGUCUUUCUCUUUUGCUCUCUUUAAGAGUUGCAGAAAUAUAUAUCUAACUGUACAACAAUAGCAUUUUAUAUACACAAAUCCAGAAUAUGGUACUCAAUGUCACAUCAUUCAUAAAAGUAGAUUUUAAAACUCCUGCUAUAACAUAGGGAAUUUCCAAGUACUACGAUGUGGGAGUUGCUUGUUUUGGAAAGCUGAGUGUAAAAGAUUGGAAAAUUUGCACACUUCCUAAUAAUUUAACAGCAUAAAUGUAAACAUUAAGAGUGAACAGUCAUUUUUCACAGGAAAAGUAGCCAAGUAUAUUUACAAAAAAAAAAUGUAUUUUUUAAGAAAAUGGCCUUUGGAAUGUGUAGUUCCUUAUAAUCAAAUAAGGAAUUCAGUCACAAUAAGAAAAGUGUUUCUAACUGUUAGCGUUUUAAAUUUUAGAGUCAUCUGGCAAUUGUAUGAUCUUCACAGAUUAGUAUCAGAUUAUUAAAAAGCAUUAGAAUUGAGGUUUAAUGUGUGACAGAGGUUUUUCAUUUUGCUCUUAGAAAAAUUCACUUCUGUGAUUCUGGACCAUAGUCAUUUACUGAUUUAUCAAAGGAGAAUCUGGAGUUAACCAAACCAGAUUGAUUUUAAUAUUACCCAUUCUUUGUUAUAGUGAGAUAGGGCAUCUUUCAGAGUGAAGGGGCUAAUGGGCUGUCGUUAGGCAGCUCUGAAAUUGGAAGUCCUGAAAUUUACAGCAAUGCAACUGAAACUGCACAAAGCUGAAAUUACAUAAAGACUAUAGAGUUUUAAUCAGUUUAAUUAUAUGCAAAAGCCUGUUGCCUUUUUGUACAGCAGCUGCCAUCAUUUCUGGAAACACAGAGAGCUUUUAAGUAGUUCCUAAGUUCCUCCUCUCCCUGGUAGGGUUGGAAGCCCAGGGUUUCAUUCCAUCCACCUGUGACGGGUAGCUUGGGCUUUUUCAUGGCAGAUAUAUUCCCCUCUGCCUCUUUUCUUAUUAUCAUUCUAUUUUUUUCCUCCAGAAAUAUCUAUAUGUCAGCAUCUAUACACAGUAACUUUCCAAAGUUUCUGAGGCUGAGAAGCUCCACAGGGUUAAGACUGAGCAAGCAUACAAUGCUUCAGAUAAUUUACUCAGGGUUUUGAAUUUUCAACAGACACACCCAAGCUUCAUGGAGGUAAUCAUUUCAAGCAAUAUAUUUUCUUUUUCUCCCCAUAUUAAUUUUGGUGGAAAGAUAAUGUCACUUAGAUGCAAUUUUAUAUUAAAGUUUGGUGAGGCAAUUUUUACUCUCUACAUAGGACAUUAGUUUGUAAGCAGAAACUCAGAAAAUUAGGUACGAUUUCAAAGUAGCUAUUGACAGUUUCAGAAUAGUUUAAGUGCCUGUAUCCUGAACACACUGCUAU